This is a messenger RNA of Xylaria bambusicola, 1630 nucleotides long. Its product is annotated as CaaX protease. The transcript has 3 exons. Gene Ontology annotation, cellular component: endoplasmic reticulum membrane. Gene Ontology annotation, biological process: CAAX-box protein processing. Bases 568 to 1524 code for a protein of 318 amino acids. The record is from RefSeq and is a predicted model, not a curated record. NCBI's taxonomy places the organism in Eukaryota, Fungi, Ascomycota, Sordariomycetes, Xylariales, Xylariaceae. Gene Ontology annotation, molecular function: metalloendopeptidase activity.
CGCCUGUCGGUUUACACGUACAAGGACGCCAGUCUACCAAAUAUCGUGGAGUUCGGAGUCCGGCAGCAUUGAGACAUCCAUCCCUUGGCAGGUAGUGUACGGAGUAGGUAAUAGAGCUCGCUGGAUCUACCUAGAAUAGGUAUAGCAAUUAGGUAAUUCGCCGUGAGACUGGCUAUCCAGUUGCCAGUCUUGAUCAUCAACCCGUGUGUGAACUACUUCUACGCACUCAAAGGGGGCCGUCUUUAUCUACUACCUUGGCAAAGCUUUACUCGAGGAGAUAUUGCCUACAGUAAGGGCCGACUCUGGCCGACCUUCGUUCCUAUCGCUAGUCGCCGUUCUAGUUCACCACUGGAUCAGAAGAUCAUUCCCAUCUCAAGAAAGGUCUGCCUCGGGAUCUGCCGGCCCACCUCCAAACCACCCACCAAGCAUCAUCCCGGGAACUCGGGUUGGCUUUCACGAUGCCGGCCAUAACGGAUUUCAUACAUCGCUAUUUGGGCAAGGAACAAGGCAAGUGCUACCGAAACCUAUGUGACAUCAAUUUCUGUUUCGAACCUGAACUGACCAAACAUGCCAGCCAAACCACCACCGCCAAUCAGCACCGGCACCGCAGCCGCGCUUCUCGUCAUCUACACCCUCAUCUACGUGGUGCCAUUCUAUCUGUCCUCUACCACGCGCCCGUCGAGAACUCUCUCCCGAGAUGCGCCGUCCGUCAUCCGGGCCCGCAUCACCUCCGUCUCUCUGACCUGUGUCGUCUGUUCGCUUAUUACCUUUGUCAUCCUCACGUCGCACGGCCGGGCCACCAAUGGCGAGGCCCUCCGUUCCAUGGGCUACUGGCCGCUGGGCCUCGCGGAGACGGGGAGAUCCCUCCUUCUUACCGCCAUCCUCUUCAGCGGCCCCUUGUACGAGACCCUGCUCGUUGACGGGGCAUGGAGACAGUGGUUGAGUCUGUAUCCCGUAACCAGCCUCUUCAGCAAGUGGACUCGCUGGCGCAAUCUAGUUGCCGGCCCGUUCACGGAAGAGGUUCUCUUUCGCUCGGCCUCCGUGCCGCUGAUGCUCGUCGCCCAGACGUCCGUGGCACGCACAAUAUUUCUCUCGCCGGUGAUCUUCGGCCUGGCGCACUUUCACCACUUCUACGAGUUCCGCGUGACGCACCCGCACGAGCCCGUCGUGACGGGUCUGCUGCGCGCACUGCUCCAGCUCUCGUACACGUCCCUGUUCGGCGCGUAUGCGACUUUCCUGUUCCUGCGCACCGGCAGUCUGCUAGUCAUCUUCAUCGUGCAUGCUUUCUGCAACAUCAUGGGCUUGCCGCGCUUGUGGGGGCGUGUUGAGCCCUCCUAUGACAUGGAUGACGCCGAAAGUAACGAGGGCGAACACGGUGGGAGAGCCGGCGCAAAGAGGACCAGGCCAUCAAUCUUAUGGUCUGUUAUUUAUUAUGUUCUGCUUGUUGCCGGUGCCAUCGGGUGGUGGAGGAAUCUCGGAGUUCUCACUGCGAGCACCAACGCUCUGGUUAAUAUGAAGAUAUAACGAGCAAUAAUACUAUCUCGAGAGACCAUCAGCUGCAUGUCAUGUUAAUUUACACAUUAAUGAAGAUCUAUUCACAGACUAGUACAUUCCACGCUAAUGAGAGGCA